AUGGACUAUUCUUCAGUAAAGACACGGGAUCCGCCUCAAGACGGCGUAUCAGAUCGCCUGAUUAAGGAGGAUCCCUCUCGACAAACAACAACUCUGCUCAAAGACGAAGGCGCACGUCUUCCCAAGCGGCUAGGCUCCGCCGACGCCAUCCUGCAGUUCGUGCUGGAUAUCUCGUUGACAGUUCCGGCGGUAUGCUUCUUGACUUACGGAUUCAUGGUGCUGUGCAACAAUGGCGUCCCCGUCAACCAGAACCCAGUUCCCGCGCUGCAUAUGGCCGCGAAGUAUAGCCCGACCUUGUUUCCGAUUGCCUUUUCCGCCAUCGCCACCAACCUUCUGAAAGCGACAGCCGCCUGGAGGCUCGAGAAGGGAAUCACGAUCCUAAGCCUGGAAUACCUCCUCAAGUGCCGAAACGUCUUCAGCGCGGUCACUGCCCCGCUGUCGCUUCAGGCCGUCAACCUCAUUACACCACUCUUGAUUGUCCUCUGGGCAUUGUCGCCUCUCGGUGGCCAGGCUGCCUUGCGUGUCAUGGAUACCGUCCCGUCGACGGCGGCAGAGUCUUGGCCUUUCGAGUACUUGGAGUUCAUGUCCCCGUUUCGACACUCGGGCGCCGGCAGUUCGGCUGGUUAUGUAGUCAUGCCCUCUAUUCAAGCGGCGUUCGCCGCCGCGUUGUCGAGCCCGAUGGACGCCAAAACGAAGUCCCAGGAUCUAUUCGGCAAUAUCAAGAUCCCGAUGGUAGAGCAUUACCAACAAUCAAGCCAGGCAUCCGACCUCGACGGCUGGUACGAAGUGAACACGGGGCCCAACACCAGCCCCAUCUGGUCAUCGCUCAUCGGCCUUCCUGCCACUUCUCUUGAUGGGUUCUCUCCGGGCUCAAACUACUCGUUCAAGAUGGAGACUUCCUAUAUGAGUGCUAAUUGUUCCACUCAGCAUAAACUCAUGAGCUUCAACGAGUGGGGACAAUAUCGCGAUAGCUCGAUUUUCCACAACAAGCGCAAUCUUGCCCUCCAAUACUGGGUCUUUCCCCUGGCUUGGGCUACCGAACCUUUUCCCUUGAUCUUCACAUCGUGGUCCAUGGCGCAAACCACUAACGCCACCUGUAUUCUCAGCCAGGUCUACGCAGAGGUUGACGUUGGAUGUCACGGGUCCGUCUGCGCGCCCAGUCGGAUCCGACGGAUCCCAAAGUCGGAACGCGACUGUUAUCCAUACCGCGGGCCAGCCGGCGUGUUCUUCGCAUACUUCGAAACAUUUGUCCCAUCCGGCCUCUCGCUUUAUGAUCUUCAAGAGCGCCAAAUCAAACCGUUCGCCUCGGCGAUCGAGACCUAUUUCACGGAUCCAUCCGCGCCUUUUUCCGCCCCUGGCAUCAGCUCCUGGAACGGGACCGAUAUGUCCUCCAUCGGAGACGUUGUCUUCUCCCAGAGGUUUUCGCAGCUUCUCAACACGUUCUGGCUUGCGUCGGUGGCCUCGCGUAACGUCACCGGCGCCUUCAACUUUCACGACGAGUUCGACGACGGCACGUACAGAAUCAUCACCCAGAAAGCCACCGGAACAAGAACCCCAGACCUUUUGGUGAUGAGGGUGAACGGCGCCUGGCUAUCGGUGCUUUUCGUGGCAUCUGUAACUAUGCUCGCCGCGGGCAUCUCCGCCGCCAUCCUUGGUUGUCUGAGACGCGGGCCCGACGUGCUGGAUUACUCAACCUUCUUUUUCAGGGACAGCCCCUAUGUUCAUAUGCCGCCUGGCAAAUACCGAUCCAUGGAAGACGCAAGUGAUCAGGUGCGGAGGAUUAGGGAUAUACGUGUUUGCAUUGGGGACGUUGAUCACACUGGGAAUGUUGGACGCCUGGCUUUCGGUUCCGUGGAUGCAGCUGUCUCACUGAGGGCUCAAAAGGCCGAAAGAUAUUAUGUCUGA
Molecule: messenger RNA, 1905 nt
Organism: Colletotrichum higginsianum IMI 349063
Lineage: Eukaryota; Fungi; Ascomycota; Sordariomycetes; Glomerellales; Glomerellaceae
Exons: 2
Coding region: 1-1905 (634 amino acids)
Source: RefSeq, a predicted model, not a curated record